Messenger RNA from Aegilops tauschii subsp. strangulata, 1056 nucleotides. RefSeq lists its product as uncharacterized. NCBI's taxonomy places the organism in Eukaryota, Viridiplantae, Streptophyta, Magnoliopsida, Poales, Poaceae. The record is from RefSeq and is a predicted model, not a curated record. Gene Ontology annotation, molecular function: protein binding.
AUGGCGGCCGCCCUCCACCGCCGCCCCCGUUCCCGCUCGCCUCUGGAAGACGAGGAUCUUCUCUCCGAGAUCCUCCUCCGCCUCCCGCCGCAGCCGUCCUCCCUCCCCCGCGCCUCCGCCGUGUGCAAGCUUUGGCGCCGCCUCGUCUCCGACCGCGGCUUCCUCCGCCGCUACCGCCAACACCACCGCCGCAGCCCUCCACUCCUCGGUUUCUUCCGCGACGACCAUCCAAACAUCACCUACACGCCUACCAUGGAGGCCCCCAAUCGUGUCCCCGUGAGUCGCUUUUCCUUGCAUCUCAAUGACAGGUACAGUAUCCUCAGCUGCCGCCAUGGCCUCGUGCUCAUCUUCUACUCGACGUGGAACUAUGUCCUGGUGUGGGACCCCGUCACCGGCGACCAGCACCGCCUUGCUGCUCCCCAAGGGAUCGACAUGGCCACUACCCCGAUGGAUGCGCAGGUGCUUCGCGCUGCUGCCGACGCCCAGCACUUCCAGGUGGUAUUGGUAAACUACAAAAAGAAAUAUGCACGAGUGAUCGCCACCAUUUACUCGUCGGAGACCGGUGUAUGGAGUAAUCUCAUCCAAAUACCGGUUCGACGUGGGAACAUGCAAUAUGAAGCUAUGCCCCCUGUGCUGGUUGGGUAUUCUCUUUACAUCUUGCUCCCCGGGGAUUCAACUGGGGAUAGUCCAAGUGUAAUUCUGGAGGUUGAUGUGGAUAGCCAGAGCCUAGCUGUGUUAGGUUUGCCAAUGGAUACCUUUGCCAAAGAUCAAUACCUGAUUGUUAUGCGAGCGGAGGGUGGCGGGCUGGGCGUACUCUCCCUGACAGGAUGCACCGCCGAGUUAUGGAAGAGGAAUACCGACUGUGAUGGUGUUGCUUCAUGGGUGCUGGGACGAACUUUUGAACUGGACAACCUACUUCCCUUGAAUCCAGAGAAGAUAAGUUCAGUAAAAUCCCCGAAAACAACAACUGUUUUAUCUGUUAUCCAUUUGAAAGCAUCUAUGCUGCAGAAACAGGCAUUGGUGGUGGACAUGAUGGAGCUGAUCAAGAUAUGCUGA